This is a messenger RNA of Gracilinanus agilis (Agile Gracile Mouse Opossum), 1273 nucleotides long. RefSeq names its product proteasome assembly chaperone 2 (gene PSMG2). NCBI's taxonomy places the organism in Eukaryota, Metazoa, Chordata, Mammalia, Didelphimorphia, Didelphidae. The transcript is spliced from 7 exons. The record is from RefSeq and is a predicted model, not a curated record. Gene Ontology annotation, cellular component: cytosol; nucleus. The coding region runs from base 78 to 881 and encodes 267 amino acids. Gene Ontology annotation, biological process: proteasome assembly.
CGUGUCUUCGACCGUCUAACCUCUUGUGGCGUCUCCUAAUCCUCUCUCCUGUCCUGCUUCCUUCCUCCUGGGUGAAGAUGUUCGUUCCCUGCGGCACGUCAGAUCCUGACUUUACUGGCUUCACCCUGCUGAUGCCAGCAGUAUCAGUAGGGAAUGUUGGCCAGCUUGCAAUAGAUCUGAUUAUUUCUACACUGAAUAUGUGUAAGGUUGGUUACUUUUACACCGAUUGCCUUGUUCCAAUGGUUGGAAACAAUCCUUAUGCAACUGCAGAAGAAAACUCAACAGAACUCAGUACAAAUGCUGAAGUAUAUUCAUUGCCUUCAAUGAAUCUGAUGGCUCUCCAACUAAGAUCAAUUUUUAUUAAGUACAAAUCAAAGCCAUUUUGUGAAAAACUCAUUUCCUGGGUGAAAAGCAGUAAAUGUGCCAGAGUUAUUGUUCUUUCAAGCAGUCAUUCUUAUCAUUGUGAUGACCAGCAGCUUCGCAGCAUUCCAUUCCGAUAUUUAAUUACACCUGAAAUGGAAAAAAGUGUCGGUGAAACAUUACAGGACCUCCACUGGAAGGAAAUGGAAAAAAGCAAACUGUUUCCUGAAAUAAGUGAUUCUGGGUUGUGUGUCCGUAUCCCUGGAGGUGGUAUUACAAAAACCUUAUACACUGAGAGUUGUUCCAAAGGGAUACAAAUGGCGGUUGUCCUGAAAUUUGUUUCAGAAGGAGAUAAUAUCCCAGAUGCCUUUGACCUUGUUAGAUAUCUUAAUGAUUGGCUUCAGAUAAUUAAACCUCAAGUAAGUGACUGCAAUGACCCAUCAACAUCUGUUUCCCAGUGGAAAAUGCCAAGUUCUUGGAGAUUGCUCUUUGGCAGCGGCCUCCCUCCUGCACUUUUUUAAGUACUUGUCACUGCUCAUAGCGACUCAUACAAUCUGACAGUACUGUUAUGUGUGUCCUCAAGUUUUGGGGGCCAUCCCUAUGAUUUAAUCCCUCUCUCUUGGUGGGAAGCUUCCUCAGUUUGUGCAGAUUGGCAACUUCUCUGGGACUUGUAGUCUUAGAAAGUUGCAUGCAGCACCAAGAGAUCAAGUUACUUCUUCAGCCAGUAAAAUGGAAACAUUGAACUAGGUCUUCUUGACCUCCAAGCCAGCCCUUUGUCUAAGAUACCCUCUUGUGUCCUGAAAUACUAAUUACCAAAUACAACCAUCUAACAACUUUUAAAACAAGUAAACUUGUAUUAUGUCAGUAUCUUUGUCAGUUUGACAGAAAAUCUCAAAGAAAUAGAAUAAUAAUC